ACUAUUCCUUCUUCUAGGCAGAACGCUACCCAACAUGGCUGCUGCUGUGCAGUAGAGGCACAGAAGUACAGUAGUACUCGAGAGAAAAACACAAUUUUACAAGGAUAUCAACAGCGACCUAAAAAUAACGAAAGACCUCUACAUGAUUGUUAUGAAGAGGAUCCCCGUGCUGCACCUGAGCAACAAUUAAUCCUCCAAACAAAAACCCCACAUCCCAGAGUUCCCUGCUUCUCUCUGCUGGUCCUGCAGGUGUGGGCGUGCCUACUGUCACACUGGCCGAGGAGGCAGGGCGGAAGGUGUUGCCAGGUGGAGGACCAAGGCUGCACCCGCCUGCCUUCUCCAUCUUCCUCCGUCCUUAUCCGAACCACCCGAUCUGCAGCUUCCACAGGCGGCAGGCUGAGAGGGAUCCGCCCAAGACCCUCAAGUUCGUGGCGUCCAGAUUUGGAUAUUAUAGAGCGGCACUGACAGGGCUCUGCCAGGUGGCGUUGGCUGGUUGAGGAGCGGAGCAUGUGGAGUGGUUGUGGUUGCUAUGGAGCCGCAGGAUAAGAAGCAGGAGGAGGAUGCUGUGACUCUGGGGCUGUCGACUGGCCAGGCUCUGGUUAAGCUCCGGGACCAGCUUAGCAGCCUGCUGGAGCAGCACCAGAGGGCUGCACGCAGACGAGCCUCUGCACAGGAGCAGUGGGUGAGUAGCUUCCUUUACCAUGGCAACCGUCACUCCUGCCUCCAUUGGCCAGGAGCUGCCCUCACUCUACUGGUGGUGCUGGGACUCUUCUGUUGCCAUGGCAGCCAGCCAAAGGGCAGUUCUGGUAUAGAGCUGGUGAACGCAGCAGCCCUUCUUCUCCUCUUCCUGCUCAACCUGCUGCUGGUCGGACGUCAGGAGAAGCUGAAGAGGAGUGAGAUGGUCCAUCGCCUUAAGGGCAUCAUCACACAGCUCAGCGACUAUCUGUCAGGGUGUGUGGGUGAAGUGCGGUGGUCUUCAUCUCUUUACCCUGACCUGUACACACCCUCGUCCCCAUCGUGGUCCCUUCACUGGACCUACCGCGACUCCCAGCUGAUUAACCUGCCUGUUAGUCUGCUGGUGGAAGGAGACAUCAUCGCUCUAAGACCUGGCCAAGAAGCGUUCGCAUCCCUCAGAGGAAUUAAGGAUGAUGAACACAUUGUGUUGGAGCCAGGAGAUUUAUUCCCCCCGUUCUCCCCUCCUCCUUCCCCACGAGCCAAUGAGAAGAGAGGACCCCAGAGCCCCCAGCAGCAUCGUCUCUUCAGAGUGGUGCGAACUCCGGUUCUGGACGCAGUCAGGAACAGUUUGGAGAUGGCGCGGUCUCGACCAAUCACAGUGCUAGACAAUGAGAGGUUUACAGUACAGUCAGUCAUCACCAAGCUCGUCUGUCCUGUUGUGCUGGUGGCGUUCCUGCUAGUAAACACCAUCCGCUAUUUUUGUGAUGCACCCAGCCUCACCCCAGCCUGCUACAAUUUCUUUCAACUUCAGGUGAUGGGUGCUCUGCCCAUCUUGCCCCUGCUCUUCCCUGUCAUGUGGGUGCUGGUGAAUGCCUUCGGAGAAGCCAGAGUCCUCGCUGAGUUCAGCCGUGCAUCACCAGCUGGCCUGCUUGCUAAGUUCUCUGAGGACACUCUAAGCAGCUACACGGAAGUGGUUUCCUCCCAGGAGAUGCUGCGUUGUGUGUGGAGACACUUUGUUGGCGUCCUGAAGGGAGAGUCUCAGACACUCUGCUAUACCUCCAGCCUUUUACACACUCUGGGAUCUGUCACUGUGCUGUGUUGUGUGGAUAAACAGGGUAUCCUUUCGUGGCCAAACCCCAGUCCAGAGACGGUGCUGUUCUUCAGUGGACGGGUGGAACCACCUCACAACAGUCAGGAUGAUCUGAGAGACGACCUGUCUGUCAACUCCUACUGUAGAAUGGAGACCGACGAUGAUCGGGAUGAGGCGCAGGAGGUGGAGGCUCUGCUCUGUCUACCAACAGAGUCCUCUAACCAGCUGGGGGAGGGGCCCGAACCCAGCGAGACGUCACACGACACCGCUCGCUCCAGUGACACACUCCGACUCGUGCGCUCCUGCCAGCCCGUACACACUCGCACCAAACACCACUCUGGAUCCAACGUGAGCUUCAGCCACGACACUGAGGGAGGCGAGGAUGACCAGGCCCAGGACUUUGCGAUGGGCUGCCCGGAGGCGGAGGCUGACGACUUCGUGUGCGACUACCACCUGGAGAUGCUGAGCCUGUCACAGGACCAGCAGAACCCAGCCAGCAUCCAGUUCGAUGACCUCUCCUGGCAGUGCCACCUGCCCUCCCUUAAACCGCUGGGCCUCAACAUCAUGCUGAACCUCUGCAACGCCAGCGUCACCCAGCAGCUCUGUCGCUUCUCCGACCACUUGUCCAACCUGGCGCUGCAGGAGAGCCACGGCACCGUGCUGCCCGUCUACGUCCCCUGGGGGCUCUGCGAACUCUCCAGGCUCAUAGGGUUCACUCCUGGUGCGAGGGAGCUGUUUAAACAGGAGAACCACUUGGCUCUGUACCAGCUGCCAUCUGGAGAGAAGACCAAGGAGCUGUCUUCCCGCCGCCUGCAUUACUUCAUCAAACGCCAGCCUCCCAUCUCCCACCUCAUCUCCCUGUUCGUACGAGACUCCUCCUCCAAUAACGUCCAGAUGCUGUCACACGGCUCGGCCGACCUCAUCCUGGAGGCAUGCACUGACUUCUGGGAUGGAACCGAUAUUUAUCCUCUCUCAGGCUCAGACAGAAAGAAGGUUCUGGACUUCUACCAGCGUGCCUGUCUGUCAGGUUACUGCUCAGCGUUCGCCUACAAACCCAUGCAAGUGUCACUGUCCAGCCAACUGAAUGGGAAGUGUGUGGAGCUGACCCACGGUCCCUGCCUCUUCUCUGGGUUGGAGCUACCCUCCACCACCCCCAUCAAACACAACUCCUGCAGGAACAGCUGGAGCUCAGACGAGGGUAUAGGUGAGGGUGUGGAGCGUGAGGACUGUGUGCAGGCCCUGAGUGGGCAGAUCUUCAUGGGCAUGGUGUCGUCCCAGUUCCAGGCCAGGCUGGACACGGUCCGGCUCAUCGAUGCCCUGGUCACCGCCUGCAUCCGCUUUGUUUACUUUUCCAUGGAAGAUGAACUCCGCAGCAAGGUUUUUGCAGAGAAGAUGGGUUUAGAGACAGGCUGGAACUGUCACAUCUCUCUGACUCCAAACGGAGACAGUCCCUGUGAUGGAGCUCCAUCCAGUCCCAGUCACGGCUCCCUCCAUGAAGACCUAAACCAGGACUCUCGGGAUGAAGCAGAAGGUCCGCUGCUGCCAGAGGAGGAAGCCCACUCUGACCUGGCCAGUUUCCAGCCCACAGACAGCGACGUGCCCAGCUUUCUUGAGGACUGUAACAGGGCCAAGCUACCUCGUGGUAUCCACCAGGUUCGUCCUCAUUUGAAGAACAUCGAUAAUGUGCCUCUUUUGGUGCCACUCUUCACAGACUGCACCCCUGACACGAUGUGUGAGAUGAUGAAGAUCAUGCAGGAGAACAGGGAGGUUACAUGCUGUCUGGGAAGCUCUGCCAAUUUCCGAAACAGCCGCCUGUUCCUGCAGAGUGACGUCAGCAUCGCUCUGGAUCCUCUCUACCCAUCUCAGUGUUCGUGGGAGACGUUCGGCUACGCUACAGGAGGAGGAUUUAACGGAGAUGUUGAAGGUCUGUCUCCUCUGAGGCUCUCCGGACAGCUCAACAGUAUGGGCUGCUCCGUCACCUUCCACCAAGGAGAGAGUGUCAGCAUGGUCAAACUCAUAGAGCAGGCUCGACACACGACCUACGGCAUCCGCAAGUGCUUCCUUUUCCUGCUGCAGUGCCAGCUCAGUCUGGUCAUCAUCCAGUUCUUAGCCUGUCUAGCUCAGCUCCCUCCUCCCAUAAACACCACUGACAUCCUCUGGCUGUCCUGCUUCAGCUGCCCACUGCUAAGCGUGUCACUUUUGGGGAAACCACCAGACAAUUCAGUCAUGUCAGUCGCCACAGGGAAGAACCUCGAUGCCAUUCCGAGGAAGACCCAGAACUACUUCCUGGGCUGUUUCCUGUUGAAGUUUGGCCUGACGGUGUGUGCCUACCUGUUGGCCUUCGGGUUCACCCUGCAGGAGAUCUGCCUCAGAAGCAGCAAUUUAACUUUAGCUGAGAACAGCACCUGCCUUCAUAUACUCACAGCCAGCUCUUUGGAUGACGCUCCUCACUGGUUCAAUGAGCUGUCAAACGGCCUGCUGCUGACUCAGAAGGUCAUGGCAGGGUUCCUCGUCUUACACACAGUGGUGAUCUCCCUCAGCUACGUCCACCGCUCUCAGCCUCUGUGGAGAAAGAGUCCAUUCAGCAACACAUGGUGGUGUCUCACUGUACCUGUGGUUCUGCUCAGCCAGAUUGUUCAGGCUACGGUGGAUUACCAGUUGUGGCGUGACCAGGGCAGCCUCCUGACCUUUAACCUGGCCGACAUACCACUGCUAGCCUGGCUGCUGGCCUCUCUGUCCCCGCUGCUGGUGGUGGUGGUCAACGAGGUGGUGAAGCUACACGAGAUACGGGUGCGAGUUCGCUACCAGAAGAGGCAGAAGCUGCAGUUUGAAACAAAGCUGGGAAUGAACUCUCCUUUCUGAUGCCUUCCCCUCGGAGGAAGUCGAUGUCGUGGCAACACUGGGAACCAGUCAGUCAGUUCUGGAAAACCAGGGAAGGGCAGGCUGCAAAUACUUGUAGUACCCUCCGUUAACACUGCAACCAUCAGCAGGAGCAAGUAUCAACCAAAUGUCACAGUGUGGGGGGCAGGGGGGGGGCUUUAUUACAAAUGUUGAAGCUCCCGGGUGUGUUCUCUUGAAACAGCUGAUCCUCUAGAGCAGGGAAAAGGAAAAUUCCAAAGCAUUCAUUUCCUUUUUUGAAUAGAAAAGAGCCAAAAAAAAAUAGGCGACUAUUUAUUGUCUGAUUUUUUUUUUUUUUUUUAGUUUGUUUUAAAGGCAUGAGGAAUGUUUUGUGAAGAGGUUUACGCUUCCUCACUAUCAACUUCUGUCCUCCACCUCUUGAGAGACUCGUGCAUGGUCGCUCUCAUCUCCAGGAAUGCUCCAUACAAGCCACUAAAACACUGCUUCACUUUCAAAGGAGUUCAUUUUAACAUCAUCCAACGAGACGCACUGAAUCGCGGCAUAUCCGGUCCAGCCUUCAUUCAACGUAACAUCACAUCAGUGUGUCUCCUCUCCAAGGAAAACAUGCAGUAUAGGGCUGAAAGGAAAAGGUAGUCUUAACAAGGUGUUUUUUUUUUUUUUCAUUGACAUCUACAGAAUCGGGUGUAACGCUACCUCUGAAACAAAUGUGACAAAGAAGCUUUUGGAAGCUGAAUCAUUCUGUAAUUCGGCCUUUGAGCCACAUUUGAAUCUUCACUGUGCUAGAGCCUGCAAAAGCAACAUUCUCUAUUUUAUCCUAUUUUACUACAAACGUUCUCACUCAAUUCCUGAGCUAAGCUGCUGUAAUACAGUAAGGAAUGAGGAUUAAGGAUUCAAUUGGAUCAGUCGAGUUUUAUACACACAUAUCUACAUUUAAAUCUAUAGAUCUGUCUAACUGCAGAAUGUGCCGGCAUGCUGCUUUAAACCCACGCAGUUGGCUGUGCAGUGAUUUUUUUAGUCCCUUCCUACUUUUUAAGUGAUUCACUUCAUUCAUUCUGGUAUCCAAAGCUACCAGAAGUCUUCUGUAAGGUGCUUCAUAUCAUUCAGUUGCCUUCCUUCUCAGCCUGUCUGCCUCUCUCAUCUCUCAACACCUCCACAGACAGGAGCUCAGGAUACUGUUCAGUUUGGAAGUGUAAAAAAAAAAAAGAAUAGUUAAGUAGAUUUCAUCUGCUAAUGUCUUAACCCAGAUUUUAAUUUUGGAUGUGCUGAUCAUUUUCCCGCUCAUCAAGUGUUUCCAUUCAUCUGCACCUGCCUGUUUUUUUUAUCUUUUAUUUUCUACUGUGUUCAGGCCUUUUUAUUCACACGGUUAACGUGCACCAUCAGCAGCACACACGUCUGUAUCACUGAUGGUCUCCUUCAGUCAGACCAGCCUUCUGUAGGGUGCUGUCAUUAUUUCAAAAGUGGGACGGUGGUACUUACUGGUAAUGCAUUUCACUUCAGAACUCAACACCAUGCUUUGAUGUGAUAUAAAAUAUAAAAUGAUGUAUACUGUAAUAAAGGAUGUUAUUUCUUUUUAAAAAAAAUAAUUUUGUUUAUGUGGGAAUCAAGUGACAUUUACAUAUUAUGUGUAAUGCAUUUUCCUCAAUUUUAUUUAUUUUUUCCCCACUAAAAGAAAUAAUUUUAGUUAGAGGAUUUUAUCAGUAUCACCCACUGCUAUUCCUUAAUGUUUCAGUCACAUGACCACAAACUGACUGACACCUGGGGUUUCAUCUAAAGAUGGCAUCAAACGUGGCUUUUUGGGCUGUAGCUACUAUUGAGGACACUGAGGUCAUGUCCUCUGUCAUUUAUUCUCUGGGAAUUUAGAGGUUUUAGCAACAUGUGGGGAUUUAACAGUUUAAAAACUGACUUUUGGUGGAUAUUUUAUAGGCUGAUUACAGAUUCAAUAUAUAUAUAUUUGACUGCUUUUAGGACAACAACAAAAAAAAAGAAUAAAGAAAGAUUUCAACAUUUAAACACCAGACUUGUUCUGGUAGUGUGGACAAUAUAAAUGAACAGUUAAAGGAGUAGAUACAA
Thunnus maccoyii (southern bluefin tuna) is the source of this 6694-nucleotide messenger RNA. RefSeq names its product transmembrane protein 94 (gene tmem94). Bases 530 to 4627 code for a protein of 1365 amino acids. The transcript has 32 exons. Lineage: Eukaryota; Metazoa; Chordata; Actinopteri; Scombriformes; Scombridae. The record is from RefSeq and is a predicted model, not a curated record.